UCCAGGCGCUGGAGGGCCCCUGUCCCCUGCCGCUUCCCGCCAGUCUCUGAUUGUGUGCCCGGAGGGAUGUGCGUGCCAGCCGUUGGUCCAGUGCCUGCUCCCGAGGUGACGCCUGCUGGUUCCCGACUGGUUCCCAUUAUCCCUCUGCGCAUAGCUCCCUGGUUGGAUAGCUGCUGCCCGGGAAACGCAACCCGGGCACCCCGCUAGGGCAACGGCCCCUGCCCUGAGGGCCGGGAUCAUGAAAGGCCUCGGUGACAGCCGCCCUCGCCACCUCUCCGACAGCCUGGACCCACCGCACGAGCCCCUGUUCGCAGGGCCCGACCGCAACCCCUACCUGCUGUCGCCCACAGAGGCCUUUGCCCGUGAGGCUCGCUUCCCUGGCCAGAACACUCUGCCUGGGGAUGGUCUCUUCCCUCUCAACAACCAACUGCCACCUCCAAGCAGCACCUUCCCCCGUAUCCACUAUAACUCCCACUUCGAGGUGCCAGAGGAGAGCCCCUUCCCCAGCCAUGCCCAGGCCACCAAGAUCAACCGGCUGCCUGCCAACCUCCUGGACCAGUUUGAGAAGCAACUGCCCAUCCACCGCGAUGGCUUUAGCACGCUCCAGUUUCCCCGUGGUGAGGCCAAGGCCCGUGGUGAGAGUCCUGGCCGCAUCCGCCACCUGGUCCACUCGGUCCAGCGGCUCUUCUUCACCAAGGCGCCCUCACUGGAGGGCACAGCAGGCAAGGUCGGUGGCAAUGGCAGCAAGAAAGGUGGCCUGGAGGACGGCAAGGGCCGGAGGGCCAAGAGCAAGGAACGGGCCAAGGCUGGGGAACCCAAAAGGCGUAGCCGCUCCAACAUCUCGGGCUGGUGGAGCUCCGAUGACAACUUGGACGGCGAGGGUGGCGCCUUCCGCAGCAGUGGCCCGGCCUCAGGGCUGAUGACGCUUGGCCGACAGGCAGAACGCAGCCAGCCACGUUACUUCAUGCACGCCUACAACACCAUCAGCGGGCACAUGCUCAAAGCAGCCAAAAACAACACGGCUGAGCUGACUGCCCCAACACCCCCUCCCGCACCCCCAGCUGCCUGCCCCAGCCUUGGGGUGGGCACUGACACCAACUAUGUCAAGCGGGGCUCCUGGUCCACUCUAACCCUCAGCCACGCCCACGAAGUCUGCCAGAAGACCUCAGCCACCUUGGAUAAGAGCCUGCUAAAGUCCAAAUCCUGCCACCAGGGUCUAGCAUACCAUUACCUGCAGGUGCCCGGUGGCGGCGGCGAGUGGAGCACCGCGCUGCUGUCCCCGCGCGAGGCGGACGCCGCCGCCGAGGGCCCCAUCCCGUGCAGGCGCAUGCGCAGCGGCAGCUACAUCAAGGCCAUGGGCGACGAGGACAGCGACGAGUCCGGCGGCAGCCCCAAGCCCUCACCCAAGACGGCAGCACGGCGCCAGAGCUACCUGAGGGCCACGCAGCAGUCGCUGGGAGAGCAGAGCAACCCCCGCCGGAGUCUGGACCGCCUGGAUUCAGUGGACAUGCUGCUGCCCUCCAAGUGUCCCAGCUGGGAGGAGGACUACAACCCCGUCAGCGACAGCCUCAACGACUCCAGCUGCAUCAGCCAGAUUUUUGGACAGGCCUCCCUGAUCCCUCAGUUGUUUGGCCAUGAGCAGCAGGUACGGGAGGCAGAUCUGAGCGACCAGUAUGAGGCAGCCUGCGAGUCUGCCUGCAGCGAAGCCGAGUCUACAGCCGCGGAGGCACUGGACUUGCCGCUGCCCAGCUAUUUUCGCUCCCGCAGCCACAGCUACCUGCGGGCCAUCCAGGCGGGCUGCUCGCAGGAGGAGGACAGUGUCUCCCUGCAGUCCCUCUCCCCCCCGCCCAGCACUGGCAGCCUCAGCAACAGUCGCACGCUUCCGAGUUCAUCAUGCCUAGUGGCGUAUAAGAAGACCCCACCACCGGUCCCUCCACGUACCACGUCAAAGCCCUUCAUCUCUGUCACGGUCCAGAGCAGUACUGAGUCUGCCCAGGACACCUACCUGGACAGCCAGGACCACAAGAGUGAGGUGACAAGCCAGUCGGGCCUGAGCAACUCGUCGGACAGCCUGGACAGCAGUACCCGACCGCCUAGUGUGACACGGGGCGGAGUCACCCCAGCCUCGGAGGCCCCUGAGCCACCCCCAAAACAUGCAGCUCUGAAGAGUGAACAAGGGACGCUGACCAGCUCCGAAUCCCACCCUGAGGCCAUCCCCAAAAGGAAACUGUCAUCUAUAGGAAUACAAGAGAGGACUAGAAGGAACGGUUCCCACCUCUCGGAGGACAACGGACCCAAAGCAAUCGAUGUGAUGGCACCCUCCUCAGAGUAGGGAAAGCCAGUCAUCUCCACCCCAUCCCACCUCCCGCCCACCUGCCCGCCCGCCUCCGCGCGAAUGAGCAGUGCCCGUUCCCCGGACUGUACCCCACACCCCAACUCCAUCAGCAUCGAUGCCGGGCCUCGGCAGGCCCCCAAGAUUGCCCAGAUCAAGCGCAACCUCUCCUAUGGAGACAACAGCGACCCUGCCCUAGAGGCGUCCUCGCUGCCCCCACCCGACCCCUGGCUUGAGACCUCCUCCAGCUCCCCAGCAGAGCCAGCGCAGCCGGGAGCCUGCCGCCGGGACGGCUACUGGUUCUUGAAGCUACUUCAGGCAGAAACAGAGCGGCUGGAGGGCUGGUGCUGCCAGAUGGACAAGGAGACCAAAGAGAACAACCUCUCUGAAGAAGUCUUAGGAAAAGUCCUCAGUGCUGUGGGCAGUGCCCAGCUACUGAUGUCCCAGAAAUUCCAGCAGUUCCGGGGCCUCUGUGAGCAAAACCUGAACCCUGAAGCAAACCCACGUCCGACAGCCCAGGACCUGGCAGGGUUCUGGGACCUGCUACAGCUGUCCAUCGAGGACAUCAGCAUGAAGUUUGAUGAACUCUACCACCUCAAGGCCAACAGCUGGCAGCUGGUGGAAACCCCCGAGAAGAGGAAGGAAGAGAAGAAACCACCCCCUCCGGUCCCAAAGAAGCCAGCUAAAUCCAAGCCGGCAGUGAGCCGCGACAAGGCCUCCGACGCCGGGGACAAGCAGCGUCAGGAGGCCCGCAAGAGACUCCUGGCGGCCAAGCGAGCGGCUUCUGUGCGGCAGAAUUCAGCCACGGAGAGUGCGGACAGCAUCGAGAUUUAUGUCCCUGAGGCCCAGACCCGACUCUGAGACCAGGAAGUGGGAAGCAAACAAUUUUAAGUCAUUAAAAAAAACAAACACACAAACUAAAUGUGAACGGAACACCAUUUUCUCAACCUUUAAGAUGGUUAUUCUGUCCAGAGACCCUGAGCCAACUUUCAAUUGACGCAUACAAGGGCUCACAAUUUGGCUUUUUUGGGUCCCUCCCAGCUUUAGGUUAAUGAAGACUUCAUACAAAAAAAAGUCAACAAACACAAAACUCAACUUUUUUUUCCCCUCUGGUUGGCCACCGUGGGCUAGGUAGACGGACCUCGGCACCUCCUGGCCCAGCCUCCAGACUGCGGUCUUUUUACUUGUUCUAUCUCACGAGAACUUGCACUAGCUUGUUUACAAGACGAGGACAGUCCGAGGACAGCCUUGGGUCCCUGCCAUGUCCUUCCUCCUCUUCCCGCUACCCCGCUCUGACCUUGCAGUUUUCAUUCUUCUGUUCAUCUCCUCUCCCUUUAGAGCUCACCCUGGGGCCACCAUCGUGGCGGCCGGCUUGCCAACUCUGGGCCCUGCGUGCAGCUGCCAGCCUGAAGAGCCAGACCCGCGCCCCUGCCCCAGCGCUCCCACUUGCUCAUGCGCACACGCAGGCGCUGGCCCUGCAGCAGCAGCCCCAGGCACGGGGGAGGGGGGGUCUCCGAGAAGGGGAGGAGGGUUCAGGGCUUUGGGGGGGGACAAUGAGAUAAAAACCACCGUUACCAUACUCCAGACUCCCGCCUCUUUCUUCUCUCCAGCCCCCUCUUCCUUCAGUAAAAUGUCUGACUCAGAGUGACUUGCAGGGGACACUCAAGAGAGGGACCCCAUUUUCCAGGGGUCUCCUGUCCCUGGCCGAGCCUGUGUACAGCACCUGAGGGGCAGGCGGCUGUGUCUGUAUGUAUGUGUACAUAUGCACAUAGACCUUAGAGUGUAUAUUUAACAAACGCCCAUCUGCUCACCCAUGCCCCCCAGCGCCGCCGCUGGCUCUCGGGGCACCUGGCAGGAGGCGGGUGUGUGAAUAGCAUAUAUUUUUACAUGUACUAUAUCUAGGUGUGUGUACAAGUGUGUGUAAAAAUAUAUACCUUGUGUGUAAGCGGCCUUUUUUUUGGUCUCCCACCUGCCCCCUGCCGUGGGCCCAUCUGCCCUGCCUCUGAAUUUUCUAUUUUUUUUUUUUUUUACCCCAAUCAUCCUUCUCUCUCC
This is a messenger RNA of Enhydra lutris kenyoni (northern sea otter), 4384 nucleotides long. It is a transcript of the gene DLGAP4, whose product is annotated as DLG associated protein 4. Gene Ontology annotation, cellular component: glutamatergic synapse; postsynaptic specialization. The record is from RefSeq and is a predicted model, not a curated record. The transcript has 12 exons. Gene Ontology annotation, biological process: signaling. Lineage: Eukaryota; Metazoa; Chordata; Mammalia; Carnivora; Mustelidae. Gene Ontology annotation, molecular function: molecular adaptor activity.